AUGGCCUAUAUUCCCGAGCACGAGAAGGACCCCGGAUGGCAGUACCUCCGCCGUACCCGUGAGGAACAGCUUGCUGACACCUCCAAGCCGUACGACUCGAAGAAGGAUGUCUGGGUCCCCGAUGCGGAGGACGGCUUCGUCCACGCCCAAAUCACCGGCACCAAGGGAGACACCGUCACGCUCACCACCGACAAGGGAAAUGAGGUGACCCUGAAGAAGGACCUCGUCCAGGAGAUGAACCCCCCGAAGUUCGAGAAGACCGAGGACAUGUCCAAUCUUUCCUUCCUCAACGACGCCUCUGUCCUCCACAAUCUGAGGGCCCGCUACGCGUCCAUGCUCAUCUACACCUACUCCGGCCUCUUCUGCGUCGUCAUCAACCCGUACAAGCGUCUGCCCAUCUACACCGACUCGGUGUGCCGCAUGUUCAUGGGCAAGCGCCGUAACGAGAUGCCGCCUCAUCUUUUCGCCGUCUCCGACGAGGCCUACCGCAACAUGUUGCUCGACCGCGAGAACCAGUCCAUGCUGAUCACCGGAGAAUCCGGAGCCGGAAAGACUGAGAACACCAAGAAGGUUAUUGCCUACUUCGCCGCCGUCGGCGCCAAGCAGAACGAGGCCGAGGGUAUCAAGUCGGACGACGGAGGCAAGAAGGCCACCCUUGAGGACCAGAUCGUCCGUACCAACCCUGUCCUCGAAGCUUUCGGAAACGCCAAGACUGUCCGUAACAACAACUCUUCCCGCUUCGGAAAGUUCAUCCGAAUCCACUUCUCGCGUACCGGCCGUGUCGCUUCUUGCGAUAUUGAGCACUACCUGCUGGAGAAGUCUCGUGUCAUCCGUCAAGCCCCAGGAGAGCGUUGCUACCACAUCUUCUACCAAAUCUUCACCGGAUACGUCCCCGGCCUCACCAAGAAGCUCCUUCUCGACAAGCCGAUCAAGGAGUACUGGUUCGUCGCCCAGGCCGAGCUUACCGUCGACGGUAUCGACGACACCGAAGAGUUCCAAGCCACCGAAGAAUCCUUCGACAUCCUCAACUUCAGCCAGGAGGAGAAGGACAACUGCUACAUGCUCAUGUCCGCCCAUAUGCACAUGGGUAACAUGCAGUUCAAGCAGCGCCCUCGCGAAGAACAGGCUGAGGCCGACGGCACUGAUGAGGCCGAGAGGGCCGCCGCCAUGUACGGCGUCGACCUCGAGAAGUUCCUGGACGCCCUAAUGAAGCCGAAGGUGAAGGUCGGCACGGAAUGGGUGCAGAAGGGACAGAACGUCGAGCAGGUCAACUGGGCCAAGGGAGCCAUGGCCAAGGCCGUCUACAACAGGGUCUUCAACUGGAUCGUCAAGAAGUGUAACGAGACCCUUGACCAGCAGGGAGUCUCCCGUGACUACUUCACUGGAGUGCUCGACAUUGCCGGAUUCGAGAUCUUCGACAUGAACUCCUUCGAGCAGUUGUGGAUCAACUUUGUCAACGAGAAGUUGCAGCAAUUCUUCAACCACCACAUGUUCGUCCUCGAGCAGGAGGAGUACGCCAGGGAGGGAAUCGCCUGGACCUUCAUCGAUUUCGGUCUGGAUCUCCAGGCCUGCAUCGAGCUGAUCGAGAAGCCCAUGGGCAUCAUCUCCAUGUUGGACGAAGAAUGUAUCGUCCCCAAGGCCACCGACAUGACCCUGGCCCAGAAGCUGUGCGACCAGCACUUGGGCAAGCACCCCAACUUCGAGAAGCCCAAGCCACCAAAGGGCAAGCAGGCCGAGGCCCACUUCGCCAUGAAGCAUUACGCCGGAACUGUGCGUUACAAUGUCACCAACUGGCUCGAGAAGAACAAGGACCCGCUCAACGACUCUGUUGUCGCCGUCAUGAAGGGAUCCCCUGGCAACCAGCUGAUCAAGACCAUCUGGGAGGACUAUCAGACCCAGGAGGAGGCCGCCAACGCCGCCAAGGAGGGCGGUGGUGGCAAGAAGAAGGGAAAGUCCGGCUCCAUGAUGACUGUGUCUAUGCUGUACCGCGAGUCCCUCAACAACUUGAUGGGCAUGUUGCACAAGACCCACCCCCACUUCAUCCGUUGCAUCAUCCCCAACGAGAAGAAGCAGUCCGGAGUCCUGGACGCCGCCCUGGUCAUGAACCAACUGACUUGCAACGGUGUGCUCGAAGGAAUCCGUAUUUGCCGCAAGGGAUUCCCCAACAGAAUUGCCCACCCCGAGUUCAAGCUCCGCUACGCUGUCCUCGCCGCCGCUGAGUCGCGCUCGGACCCCGAGGCCAAGAAGUGCGCCGAGGCCAUCCUCUCCAAGAUUGUCAACGAUGGAGACAUGACUGAGGAGCAGUUCCGUGUCGGAAAGACCAAGGUCUUCUUCAAGGCCGGUAUCCUGGCCGCCCUUGAGGAUCUGCGUGACGAGAAGCUCGGCGCUGUCUUCACCGGAUUCCAAGCCGCCAUCCGCCAAUACCUCGGAAAGGCCGACUGCCGUCGCCGCAUGCAGCAGCGCACUGGCUUCCUCGUGCUCCACCGUAACAUCCGCACCUGGACUGUCGUCCGCACCUGGGACUGGUAUCUUCUCUUCGGAAAGAUCCGCCCGAUGCUCAAGUGCGGAAAGGAGGGCGAAGAGGUCGAGAAGCUCGCCGCCAAGAUCAAGGAGCAAGAGGCUCGCCUGCCCGACGAGGAGAAGGCCCGCCAACAGGUCGAGGCCCUCAACGCCAAGCUGCUCGAGGAGAAGAACGCCGCUUUCGGCGAGCUCGAGACCUCGAAGGUGACGCUCAGCGGAUUGGAGGAGAAGAUGGCCCGUCUGUCUGCCCUCGCCCACGACGCCACCAAGCAAUUGGCCGAGCUGAACGAUCAGCUCGCCGAGCAGGAGGACCGCAACUCCGACGUCCAGCGCGCCAAGAAGAAGGUCGAGAAUGAGCUGGAGAACCUGAGGAAGCAGAUCGCCCAGGUGGAGGAGAACUUGACCAAGGUCGAGGGAGAGAAGCAGACCAAGGAUCAACAGAUCCGCACCCUCCAAGAUGAAAUGGCCAACCAGGACGAGUCGAUCGCCAAGUUGAACAAGGAGAAGAAGUCCCAGGAGGAGGCCAACAGGAAGCUGGUCGAGGAUCUGCAGAGCGAGGAGGACAAGAACAACAUGACCUCCAAGACCAAGCAAAAGCUCGAGAGGGCUCUGGAUGAUCUGGAGGAUGCUCUGGAGAGGGAGAAGAGGUCCAGGUCCGAGAUUGAGAAGCAGAAGAGGAAGAUCGAGGGCGAGCUGACCGUCGCCAGCGAAAAGAUCGAGGAGAUCGCCCGCGUCCGCACCGACCUCGAGGGCAACCUGAAGAAGAAGGAGGCCGAACACCAGGCCAUCGCCGGAAAGCUCGAGGAAGAGCAGUCGCUCGUCGGCAAGCUGCAGCGACAGAUCAAGGAGAGCCAGGCGCGCAUCUCCGAGUUGGAGGAUGAGGUCGAGUCUGAGCGCCAGAACCGCGCCAAGGCCGAUCGCUCCAAGGGAGAUCUGCAGCGCGAGUUGGACAACCUCAACGACCGUCUUGAUGAGGCUGGAGGCAUGACCGCCGCCCAGAUCGAGAUCAACAAGAAGCGUGAGGCCGAACUCGCCAAGCUCCGCCACCAGCUCGACGAGCUCAACCAGAACCACGAGAGCCAACUCGGAGCCCUCCGCAAGAAGCACACCGACUCAGUCUCCGAACUCACCGACCAGCUCGACCAGGCCCAGAAGUCGAAGGCCAAGGCCGAGAAGGACCGCGCCUCGGCCCUCCACGACUGCGAGUCCAUCCAGUCGGAGAUCGACUCGGAGACCUCGGCCAAGCUCCACAACGAGAAGCUCGCCAAGCAGUUCGAGCUGCAGGUGCAGGAGCUGCAGGCCAAGGCUGAUGAGCAGUACAGGCAACUCGCCGAGCUCUCCUCGCUAAAGGGCCGCCUCAACGGCGCCAACGGCGACCUGAACAAGGCGCUCGAGGAUGCCGAGUCGCAGCUCAACCAGCUCACCCGCUCCAAGGCCCAGCUCGUCAGCCAGCUCGAGGAGGCCAAGAGGACCCUCGAUGAAGAGUCGCGCGAGAGGCAGCAGUACGCCGCCCAGGCCAGCAACUACCAGCAUGAGGCUGAUGCUCUCCGCGAGUCGAUCGAUGAGGAGAUUGAGGCCAAAGCCGAGCUCCUCCGUCAACUCUCCAAGACCAACGCUGAGAUCCAGGUCUGGAAGUCGAAGUACGAGGGCGAAGAACUUGUCAAGGCCGACGAGCUCGACGAGGUUCGCCGCCGCCAGCAGCAGAAGAUCAACGACCUCCAAUCGGUCCUCGAUGCCAACAACUCGAAGAUCUCCUCCCUGGAGAAGACCAAGUCUCGCCUGUCCUCCGACCUCGACGAGGCCCAGGCUGACGUCGAGCGCGCCAACAACUACGUCUCGAACCUCGAGAAGAAGCAGAAGGGCUUCGACAAGAUCAUCGACGACUGGAGGAGGAAGACCGAGGAGCAAUCCACCGAUCUUGAGGCUGCCCAACGUGAUGCUCGCAACGCCUCCACUGAUCUGCUUCGCGCCAGGACUGCCCAGGACGAGUUGGCCUCUGCCGCUGAUGAGCUCCGCCGUGAGAAUGGAGCCCUCACCCAGGAAAUCCGCGAUCUCCAGGCUCAACUGGCCGAUGGAGGCCGAUCCGUGCAGGAGAUGCAACGUAUCGUCCGGACGCUCGAGCUCGAGAAGGAGGAACUGCAGCACGCCGUCGACGAAGCCGAGGCUGCCCUCGAGGCUGAGGAGAGCAAGGUGCUUCGUGCUCAAGUCGAGGUGACCCAGAUCCGCGCCGAGAUCGAGAAGAGGAUCCAGGAGAAGGAGGAGGAGUUCGAGAACACCAGGAAGAACCACCAGAGGUCCAUGGAGAGCAUGCAAGCCUCUUUGGAGAGCGAGCAGAAGGCCAAGGGAGACCUUGUGCGUAUCAAGAAGAAGUUGGAGGCCGACAUCACCGAGCUGGAGCUCGCGUUGGACCAUGCCAACCAGGCCAACGCCGAGGCGCUGAGGAACCUGAAGAAGACGCAAGACCAGAUUGCCGAGUUGCAGAAGCAGGUUGAGGAGGAGCAGCGGGCCAGGGAUGAUCUGAGGGAGCACUACUUCACCGCUGAGAAGAGGGCCACUCUUCUGCAGUCGGAGAAGGAGGAGUUGUCGGUCGCCCACGACGCCGCCGUGCGUGCCCGCAAGCAGGCUGAGACCGAGGCCAACGACGCCCGCAGCCAGGCCAACGAAUUCUCGGCCCAGGCCAACACCCUCUCGGCUGCCAAGAGGAAGUUGGAGGGAGAGAUCCAAGCCCUCCACGCUGACCUUGACGAGACCCUCGCCGAGUACAGGACCGCCCAGGAGAACUCGAACCGCGCCAUUGCCGAUGCUACCCGAUUGGCCGAUGCGUUGAGGCAAGAGCAGGAUCACUCCAACAACACUGAUCGCACGAAGAAGGCCCUGGAGCAGCAGCUCAAGGACUUCCAGGCUCGCCUGGAUGAGGCCGAGGCUGCCGCGCUCAAGGGAGGCAAGAAGGUCAUCCAGCAGCUGGAGAAGCGCGCCCGCGACCUCGAGAGCGAGCUGGAGGGCGAGCAACGCCGCUUCCAGGCCGGCAACAAGGAUCUGCAGAAGAACGAGAGGAAGGGCAAGGAACUCGAUUUCCAGAUUGGCGAGGACAAGAAGAACUUUGACCGCCUCAACGACCUCGUCGAGAAGCUGCAGAACAAGCUGAAGGCCCAGAAGAGGCAGAUUGACGAGGCUGAAGAGCAAGCCAACGGCCAUCUGCAGAAGUACCGCCAGGUGCAGCACCAGCUCGAGGACGCCGAGGAGCGCGCCGACUCUGCCGAGAACUCCCUCUCCAAGAUGAGGGCCAAGUCUCGCACUGCCUCGGUUGCCCCUGGCCUGCAGGGCUCGGCCUCUGUUGCCGUGAUGCGUGCCCCCAGCCGUUCCAACUUC
Molecule: messenger RNA, 5889 nt
Organism: Mesorhabditis spiculigera
Lineage: Eukaryota; Metazoa; Nematoda; Chromadorea; Rhabditida; Rhabditidae
Source: the annotation of a GenBank genome assembly